AUGGUCAGCGAAGACGCCACCCCUCAUCCCCUGUUAUUGAGCGGCACAUCAUCACUAUAUGGUUUCACUCCAGUAACUGACCCGUUGCAGUCGGCCCAGAACUCGGCAGGCAUCCAGACCCUCCUCGAUGCUGAGCGCGAAGCUUCCAAGAUUGUGCAAAAGUGUGAGCUGCGGCGAUACCGCCUCUCGGUUGUUAAGUCUGCUAACGAAUUUUUCAAUCACCUAGCCAGAGAAUUCCGCACGAAACGUGUCAAGGAAGCCCGUGACGAAGCCAAGAAAGAAAUUGCCGAAUACAAGGCCAAGAAGGAGGAUGAAUACAAGAAGUUCGAGAUUGAGCACAGCAAGGGCAACAAGCAAGCCGAGGACGAGGCGAACAAGGAGGCUGACAAGCAAAUCAAGUAUAUUAAAGAGGCUGGGAAGUCGAAGCAGGAUGCGGUUGUUAAGAAGCUCCUAGCCGCCGUCUUCGACGUGAAACCCGUAGCCCCUGCCCCUGCCUAA
Messenger RNA from Cordyceps militaris CM01, 498 nucleotides. Its product is annotated as vacuolar ATP synthase subunit G, putative. Gene Ontology annotation, molecular function: proton-transporting ATPase activity, rotational mechanism. Lineage: Eukaryota; Fungi; Ascomycota; Sordariomycetes; Hypocreales; Cordycipitaceae. Gene Ontology annotation, biological process: proton transmembrane transport. Bases 1 to 498 code for a protein of 165 amino acids. Gene Ontology annotation, cellular component: vacuolar proton-transporting V-type ATPase complex. The transcript is spliced from 4 exons. The record is from RefSeq and is a predicted model, not a curated record.